CUGUACUAGUGUCUGUUUACUAUAUUAUUAUGGGAUGUUAACAAAUAUUUUUAAGUAUCUUUCAUCUUUUUGUUGAGCUUUAAACUUAACUAAUAAUAACAAAAAAUUAUACAAAAUAAAACAAGAACACCAUUAAUAUCUGUACACCAUUAAUAAACACCUGGAAUUCUAUCAACUUAGGUUAGAUGUGCUCUUUUAUGUGUUUUUGUAAUAUUUUGUUGGGUAUUUGAUUAACAUAAAAAUAUAUAUUUCAUUAAAAAAAACAUAAAAAUAUAUAUUCUUAGAGGAAACGUUAAAAAUUAAAGAUCUUCAAGCCUUCAACCACCAAUUAGAAUUGGACACUCAUUCUGUUAUUCGCUGUACGGCUGGCAACAGUCGUCGUCGUUUUCACGCCCAAUUGUAGGGCCCAGCUGCAAUUUCGAACAGGCUUGUUUCCCUCCAAUGGCUAAAUAUACAUCUUCCCGAAGUCGCCAUUCCCUUUCCUUUCAGCGUAGAAAUAUAGAGGCAGAAUUGAGAGUUCGAAGACGGAGACGAGCAACCCAAGUUGGGGUCACUGAGCGCCAACUGCCGGGCGAUCGUUCUGGCAUUUUCAUCAGCUUUUGGUUACAUUCAAGGUGCCAAGAUGGUCGCCAAGGAUUUCUUUGUGGAUUUGGAGAAGCCCCUCGUUUUCCAGGUUGGCCAUCUUGGAGAAGCUUAUGAUGAAUGGGUUCACCAGCCUAUUAUUAGCAGGGAAGGACCUCGAUUUUUUGAGAAUGAGUUUUUGGAGUUCUUAACCCGCACAGUAUGGUGGGCAAUCCCAGCUAUUUGGCUACCGGUUGUAUGGUGGUUUGUUUCCGCAGCAGUCCAGAUGCAUGUUCCUCCUUCUGAUAUAGCCAUAUCAAUGGUUGGUGGUAUCUUUGUCUGGACAUUACUGGAGUACUCCUUGCACCGUUUUCUGUUCCACAUCAAAACAACAGGCUAUUGGGGCAAUACCUUGCAUUAUCUUAUUCAUGGCUGCCAUCACAAGCACCCUAUGGAUGGAUAUCGGCUUGUUUUCCCUCCUGCAGCAACUGCAAUCCUUUUGGUGCCACUGUGGAACCUGAUUAAGUUCAUAACUCCUCCAUCUGUUGCCCCGGCUCUUUUUGGAGGUGGCUUGCUUGGAUAUGUAAUGUACGACUGCACUCAUUACUACCUGCACCAUGGGAAACCAGAGAAAGGAAUUUCUACACAAUUGAAGAGGUUCCACAUGAACCAUCACUUCAGAGUUCAGGACAAGGGAUUCGGGAUCACCUCUUCCUUCUGGGACAAGGUGUUUGGAACCCUUCCUCCAAAAUCUGUCGAGAAAAAGAAUCGAUGAUUUUAUCAGAGAGAGAGAGAGAGAGAGAAUUCCCGUACAGAAUAUACAAGG
Molecule: messenger RNA, 1387 nt
Organism: Diospyros lotus (date-plum)
Lineage: Eukaryota; Viridiplantae; Streptophyta; Magnoliopsida; Ericales; Ebenaceae
Product: dihydroceramide fatty acyl 2-hydroxylase FAH1-like
Exons: 7
Coding region: 623-1336 (237 amino acids)
Biological process (GO): lipid biosynthetic process; fatty acid metabolic process
Cellular component (GO): endoplasmic reticulum; membrane
Molecular function (GO): fatty acid 2-hydroxylase activity; iron ion binding
Source: RefSeq, a predicted model, not a curated record